Messenger RNA from Bombyx mori (domestic silkworm), 2811 nucleotides. Its product is annotated as scavenger receptor class B member 1. Lineage: Eukaryota; Metazoa; Arthropoda; Insecta; Lepidoptera; Bombycidae. The record is from RefSeq and is a predicted model, not a curated record. Gene Ontology annotation, molecular function: scavenger receptor activity. The transcript is spliced from 11 exons. Gene Ontology annotation, cellular component: cytoplasm; membrane. Bases 194 to 1681 code for a protein of 495 amino acids.
AACAUAAUAGUUUGACACGGCGGUCGAAAUACAUGUGUUGUGAAAAAAAUAUUUUUUUUAUCAAUUGUUUUUAAUUAUUUUAAGUGAAACUUCACACUUUUUUAAUUUGUAUAAAAUAAGACAGUUUUCAUUAUUUCUAGUUUAUUUUUGAAUAUUAGACUGAGACCUGAUCAAAGGGCAUCAUUAAACAACGAUGAAGAACGGAAGGAACCCGCUUCCGGGCUUAGUCCUGGGCUUGAUGAGUAUCGGUGUAUCAAUUACGUUAAUGUUCUUCGAUCCAGUAAUACCUAUUACAUUAUUUUAUUCCCGAGCAGCCAAUGGUACGCUUACUCACAACGCCAUGAUGGAAGUUAUAGAAGGUAUACACAUAUCGGCGUACCUGUUCAACAUUACCAACGCUGAGGAGUUCACGUCCGGAGAGCAUGAUAAGCUGAAAGUGCAAGAAGUCGGGCCGUUUACUUAUAGUGAGGCUCGAACGAAUAAAAACUUUGUGAUAGAUGAAGAAGCUGAAGAAAUGAGGUAUACUCCUCGAAUCGAUGUGAACUUCAUACCCGAGGCGUCUGUGGGAAGGCCUGAAGAUAUAGAUGUCACGUUGGCGAAUAUCGCAAUGUUGAGCAUAGCCUCCAAAGUGGGUGCCUACUCCUACUUUCCUCAACUAGCCUUCAACCUUCUGGCAUCGCAGCUGAACUCCAAGCCAGUAGUGACGAUGAGAGCAAAGGACUACCUCUGGGGCUACGACGAGCCUCUUAUAAGAUUAGGGCAUAAUAUUAUACCAGGGAUAAUAAACUUCGAUAGAUUGGGAAUUUUGGAUAGACUUUACGAUAAAAAAGCGGUCUAUAACUAUGUGGUGAGCGCUAAAAACUCAGACAAGUUUGCCAUUAAGUCUGUAAAUGGAAUUGAAGGUCUUGAAAUGUGGAAUUACGAAAAUCCCAAGAAAAGGUCCAAAUGCAACUCAUUUAUAGACGCAUUUGAAGGUAUCAACUACCCCGCCAUGAUGACCCCAGAAACGCCUAUAAGAAUAUACAGAAGUAUUCUCUGUCGAAUUCUGGAAUUGGAUUAUUUUGACACGAUAACAACUGACUAUGGAGCCAAGGGUCUGGUCUAUCGAAUUAGUAACAGAACGUAUACGACAAAUAACGAUACCAAAUGUCUUUGUAUUGGAGAAUGUCAAGAGUACAUUUCUCAUCUGUCACCCUGCUUUUUUGGUCUACCCGUGGCUCUAUCUAAUGCACAUUUCCUGUACGCCGAUCCAGAAAUUUAUAGCAAAAUAGAAGGAAUUCAACCUGACGAAGAGAAACAUGGCAGCAAUAUACUAAUUGACCCGAUAAUGGGCUUGGCGUUGAAAACCGAAUUUUCAGUACAACUAAACGUAGUGGUUGAUGAUGUGACUUUCAACAGUGACGCUAGAAGAUUCUCAAAAAUGCUGGUACCAGUGGGGUAUUUCAAAAUUGUACAGCCACCUCUUAAAAGCACUCUGAUAUUUCAACUGAGAUUGGUAUAUGUCUAUGGACCAUAUUUGGUGUUAGCAGUACAAAUUAUUUUCUUGGUUCUCGGCUUAACAAUAUUGGCUUAUUCUCGUCGGAACAUGAAUUGCGGAUUACUUUAUCUCACACGAAAGGAAAUUACUUUUUAUUUGAGCACAGCGGAGAAAGCUAAAGUCGAACAGCCAUUGAUUUAUUGAAAACAUUGACAACAGGAAAUUGAGAAUUCGUUAUUGAAUGACACCUCUGGUUGUUUUACAAGUGUGUUAAACAGUAAUGCGUUUCGAUCUGAAGGGCGGGACAGCCGUUGUACUGUAAAAGCUGAGACUUAGAACUCAUAUCUCAAGGUGGGUGGCGGCAUUCACAUUGUAGAUGUCUAUCGGCUCCGGAGAUUUUAGAUAUGGCAGCAUAAAUGCAGCUUCCCACCUUAAGUCAUAAGAUUGAAGUUUCAAUUGUUUUGGUCCAGCGGCUGUCCCGUGCCUUCCUUCGAACCUAAACGCAUUAUUGGAUUGCGGCAUGGGAGAUACUCGCCGCGAGGGGUCACUGCAUAGAACCAAUAAUGCCAUCAUUUGUAAAUAAAUCAAGGAAUCUGACCCCGGUUUUUUUUUAUUGCUUAGAUGGGUCGUCCACCCACCCAGUUGUGUGGACGAGCUUACAGCCCACCUGGUGUUAAGUGGUUACUAGAGCCCAUAGACACUUACAACGCAAAUGCGCCACCCAUCUUGAGAUAUAAGCACUAAGGUCUCAGUAUAGUUACAACGGCUGUCCCACCCUUCAAGCCGAAAUGCAUUAUUACUGCUUCACGGCAGAAAUAGGCGGGGUGGUGGUACCUACCCGUGCGGACUCACAUGAGGUCCUACCACCAAUAAAUAUAGUUAUUACGUUUAUUAUAGUUAUUACGAAAAUAUAGGAUUCAUUAAAUAUUAUAUAAUGAAUAUAUUAUAUUCAUUAAAUAUUAUAUUAUAUUAUAUGCAAGGAAAUUAAGUGAUAUUAGAAUUAACGCGCAUCUGAAGGCAUCGUGCUAAUGUCAUUGUGUGGUUCACAUGAGCUUAGAGGAAUAGGAAGAGCUAGGAGAAGUCUGUCCGUCUGUCUGUAAGUCUGCUCUGGAUGGAUUUUUGAACAUAAUAUGUUAAAUAAGAGAAAGAAAGUCAAUGAAUGCUCUUUAGCAUCAGUAAAACGUCUUCAGCCCAGUGGCUCAUUCAGUUGCGAUCUUUAAAUAAAUAUUGAUGCCGUACUUCUAGACUAAGUAGACAAAAUUAAAAAAUCUGUGACAUACUUUAAAUAUAGUGAUAAUUGUUUGUAUUAUUCUUAAGUAAAUUAAUUAGAUUAA